Pistacia vera is the source of this 1017-nucleotide messenger RNA. RefSeq lists its product as uncharacterized. The transcript is spliced from 7 exons. The record is from RefSeq and is a predicted model, not a curated record. Bases 1 to 1017 code for a protein of 338 amino acids. Lineage: Eukaryota; Viridiplantae; Streptophyta; Magnoliopsida; Sapindales; Anacardiaceae.
AUGGCUGACAUUAACAAUGAGGAGAAAAACCCAACGCCUCUUCGAAUUGUAGAUGAAGGUGUUCCAGCAGCAGAGACGACGGCGGCACAACAAGAGAAAGAACAGGAGCAAAACGGUUCUGAAGAGGAAGAGGAGGCCGGGCAGAAUUCAGGCCAAGAAGAGAAGUCCGGUGAGAGUUUAGAGGAGGAGAAGGAGGCUGCAGAGGAGGAGGUCGCCAAAGAGGAGGCGGCCACCGAAGAAAAGAUUUUCCAGAGUGUAAACUAUAGAGAGUACAGAUUGGAGGUUGUAAGCGAUACGGGGGUUGUCCGUCCCUUCCUCAUCGCUACUUGGGGUGAAGCACAACAACAUUAUGUCACAUCUUUCCGAGCAUUGGAGGAUCAAAGGGAUGAAGGGAUAGACCGCCUGACGCGGGACCUACAAAGGGUCACACAUGUGAGGGCAGUUGCAGGGCCACUGCUUGAGAAUGUGGUUGACGCCGAGGAGGAUGAAGGCGCAAUCGAUGGGAGGGAGGAGGAGGGGAGGGAGGAAGAAGUUCGUAUGCCUCAGCAAACCGACAAGCAGUUGGAGGCUGAGUUGGAGGCACUGUCUGUGUUGUUUCCAAGACUGUUACGCGAGAGCGGGACGUUUGAGCACCUCGGUGAUGAAGCAUUGACCGGAAAGUGGCUACUCAAGCGCGUUCUCGUCCCAACAAAUGAGUCAAGGGAGAGGAGACGCUGGCGGCACAAGAAUAGAGGGAAGAAUCGUCAAACGGUUUUGAAGACAAGGAGUCAGGUGAUAAUUCAGGCCAGGAGGAGGAUUCCAGCGACAAUUCAGGCCAGGAGGAGUCUUCUGAGGAUUCAAGCGAUGAGGAGGAGGCCGACGAGAACGAGCAGGCCGCCGAAGAAAGGGGACUCGUCGUCCCUUUCUCAGCUACUGGGGCUGAAGCGGAAAGGACUAUUUCAAAUCUUUCAAGCACUGGAGGAUGCAAGCGAUGAAGGGAUAGACCGCCUGAGCGGACCUAGAAGGGUCACCAUGUGA